Messenger RNA from Sycon ciliatum, 3296 nucleotides. Its product is annotated as protein white-like. Gene Ontology annotation, molecular function: ABC-type transporter activity; ATP hydrolysis activity; ATP binding. The transcript is spliced from 15 exons. The record is from RefSeq and is a predicted model, not a curated record. Gene Ontology annotation, biological process: transmembrane transport. Gene Ontology annotation, cellular component: plasma membrane. The coding region runs from base 326 to 2242 and encodes 638 amino acids. NCBI's taxonomy places the organism in Eukaryota, Metazoa, Porifera, Calcarea, Leucosolenida, Sycettidae.
GGUAUCUACCGCGCUACCGGUACAUGUACACUGCAGUUUGACAAGCGCGUCUGCGUCCUCGCCCUCGACCGCGGCAUGGGAGCUGACCACAGUACGGAAGGGCGCUCUCACCGCGUGAGCAUGCUGGAGGAUUGAUUCACCGAAGGCAAAGCUCGUGCCUGGACUGUGGAGUGUUGCAGCGGCGAUAUCCUUGCCGAAUGACAGUCGCCCUACUCGCUGCUCGGACAAUUGUUGUCCCAAGUUUAGUUCUAAGUUAGUUUAGUGUUGCUCAGCUGUUGCUGUGUGCGUGCUCCACUUUCCCCUGUACGAGCGUAGGGCAAUAAUCAUGAGCAGAAAGCGACUAAAGACUAUCUCUUGCAUACCUCCGUGGUCUCGGCCGGCACCGGGAUCUAUCCGAGAGGCCAUCGACAGUGACAUCAACUUCUCCUGGCACGGCGUCUCCGUCCAAGUACCUGAGCAGCCGAGGAAGGGUUUGCCAGCCAAGGUCAUUCUGGACAGCAUCAAUGGCGAGGUGAAGGCUGGAUCGCUUCUAGCAAUCAUGGGAGCAAGUGGUGCUGGCAAGACAACAUUCCUGAACUUACUGACCGAUCGUACUGCCAGCGGUCUUCAAGUCAAUGCCGUGCUGGCUAUCAACAACAAUGCCAUCAAGCCAUCGGACGUGCGCAAGAUCUCAUCCUAUGUCCAGCAGCAAGACUUGUUCUUCAGCAGCCUGACCGUUCUGGAGCAUCUCACCGUGCAGGCUCUGUUGCGGAUGAACAGGGAACUCUCGAGAAAGGAACGAUUGCAGAGAGCCCAGGACGUGCUGCACGAGCUUGGGCUAUCUGAUGUUGUCAAUUCCUACAUCGGCAGUGUUUUUGGUCGCUCCCGGGGCAUCUCCGGUGGACAAAGGAAGCGAUUGUCGUUUGCAACAGAGGUGUUGACUGAUCCACCACUUCUAUUUGUAGAUGAGCCAACCACUGGACUGGACUCGUUUGCUGCAGAGACUGUUGUUCGCCAUCUGAAGAAUAUGUCAGAGAAGGGUCGCACUGUCCUUUGCACCAUCCACCAGCCAGCAACAGAAGUGUUCAACUGCUUUGAUGAGCUACUUCUGCUGGCAGAAGGAAGGACAGCAUACCUCGGAGCACGAUCUGAUGCCGUCGCCUACUUCUCCAAUAUUGGCUACGCAUGCCCACAUGACUUCAACCCUGCUGACUUCUACAUCUACACACUGGCUGUGGUGCCCACUGAGAAGGAGAGGACAUUGAAACAAAUCAAGCAAAUCACCGACAAAUAUCGUGAAGUGGAAGAAUCCAGUGGCAUCACCGAAAGGAUGAUCCCAAAGCCAUCAGUGCAAGUCAUGGAAACAGUCAAGAGCCUUGGAGAUCAAUACGGAGAGACAGUGUUCACGCAACUCAGCGUGCUCAGCCGCAGAACACUGCGCCUGACGUUGCGCAACAUGAUCAUGAUCCAUCUCAAUGUCAUGGCAACAGUUGUUGUAUGCGUUGCAAUGGGCCUCUUCUAUUUGAACAUUGGCAGCCAUGAGGACAUUGUGCGGCGUGUACAGGGAGUGACCGGCGCUAUCUUCCUGCUCAUAGCUGUGUUUAGCUAUCACGGAGCUGGCAAUAUUGCACAGAUUGUCCCCGUGGAACACCCCAUAUUCGUAAGAGAGUAUGAAAGCGGCACGUACUCGCCCGCCGUCUACUUCAUCUGCAAGUACCUAGCAACGCUUCCGGUCGUGUUGAUGCUUCAACUUGGUGCCACCUCCAUCACCUACUUCAUGUUUGGUCUGGCCGCCAGUGCAAAGCGCUACUUCAUCUUCUACGCAGCCAACGUGAUGGUGAUGCUGUGUGCAGAGUCAAUAGGUUACAUCAUAUCGGCCGUGGCUGGUAGCAACUUGUCGGUGGCGUUUGCACUGACGCCCGUCGGCAUUGUACCACUGAUGCUGUUCGGCGGCGUGCUCCUGAAUCUGAACUCCACGCCCGACUACGUUGUCUGGCUGGAGGCGAUCUCGUUCUUGCGCUGGGGGUUUGAAGUGGCCAUGGUCAACGAGUUUCAAGAGGAAUUCUUGCAGAACUGCACGGGUGUCAAUCCCACUCAGCUGUGUUUCAAUAACGGAUCUCAAGUUCUGGAACGAUUCGGUCUAGAUACGGGUGUAAGCUCAAUCGGCAGGAACUUCGGGAUACUGGCAGCAUUGAUCGUUGGCUAUAGGCUGAUUGCCUUCACCAUCACAAUCAUCUUACUGCGAAUUCGUGUCAAGCGUUAACAGCAAUUCUCUAUCUGUAUCUGUAUGUGAUGAAGACCAUUGGGAAAAGACAUGACGGCAUCACAACAAUGGGUCGCAGACCACACAGCCUCGCUCUAGUACCCUUACUCUCAACAACACAAGGAGCUCUACAUAUCUGUACAGUAGAGAUGCGCGUCCAAGAACAUUGUGUCCAAGGGCCUGGGGCGUUCUUAUUUUCUGCAAUCUGGCUGCGUUCUUAUAGCACGUUCUUAGAAACAAUUUGCACCGGAUCGUAUGUAUCCCAAAGGCUGUCGGAAACCAACACCGCCGUUCUUAACUUAAAAGGCUGUGGCGUUCUUAGCAUUUCAGGUUGGACGUUCUUGAGCUCCACGUUCUUCAGUGUGCAUCUCUACUGUAGGCGAAAGGAUAUACCAGUACAGUCCCCACUGCAGAAUAUUGCCCUCUUGGGCCAACGGUGUACAAAGCCUAGAAGACAUGCAGCAAAGAAUACGGAGCCCAACAGAAAAGUUCAGAGCGCCUUAAGGAGGCUCCAACCCUUUGUGGAUGAGUGUGCUCUGUAUCAUCCCAUGCUACUCCACAAAAAAAUUCAGGGGUAGUCAGGUUCUGCAGAGAUAAGGCUGUUUCAGGUGUAUUUUUAGGGGUGGGUGUAUUUAUAUACCAUACUUGACGACUCCCAUUCACUGCUUAACUGUGGGUCGCAGCACAUGCUGGUGAGCUGAUCUACUCACCUCCCACCGCUUUAGGAGCUGCAUCUGCGCCUUGAUCCUUGAAGGGUGGUGGCGUUUCUACGGAUGCGGAAAACUCGGCCUCUAUAAUUAUAGAGAAACCGAGUCUCACGCGAACCGUGAAUUUUUUUGACGACUCCCUGAUGCUACCCCGCAUUAUAACAACACCAUGGCAAAUAAGUAGUACAUGUACUGGUACAUGGUGGGCGUGUAAUACAAGCCAUUUUUACUUCCAUGGACUUAGGAAAUUAUGGUAACUGCCUGGAAAGUGUACAACUUUGCACAGAGCACCAAUCUAUUUACACAUGUGAUAUUAUGAGAAGAGGCCUGAUUGGAUUGAGAUGUAA